GUGGUUCGACCUCCCCAGGCUCGCGCAGGACCCGCAGGACCUGCUGGUCUCCAAGGAGGACCGGAUGAACCAGGGCGAGUUCACGUGGCUGCCAGAUGGCGCCAGGUAUGACGGUCAGUGGAAAGGUCCGCACCGCCACGGUCGGGGUGUCCUCCUGAGGCCCGACGGCGCGAAGUACGUGGGAGAGUUUGCGGAGGACCGCGCCUCUGGCUCGGGCAGGCUUGUGCACGCCAACGGAGAUUCGUACGAGGGCGAGUGGCAAGGCGACCGGGCACACGGGCAGGGCCGCUUUGCGCACGCCGACGGUGCGUCCUACGACGGCGAGUGGCUCCAGGACAGGAAGUCCGGCCGGGGCGUAGAGGUCUGGCGGGACGGCUCGAAGUACCAGGGCGGAUAUUGGGACGGCAUGAAGCAUGGCCAUGGCGAGUUCUCCGCACCCGAUGGCUCUACUUAUGUGGGCCAGUUCAAGGAGGACUGCAUGGAGGGGCAUGGCACGUACCGCCUCGCGGACGGCCGGGAGUACCAGGGCCAGUGGAGCGAGAACCAGAUGGACGGCACCGGGAGAAUGACGUGGCCCGACGGCCGUUGGUACGAGGGCGGUUUCCUGGCAGACCGCAAGGCUGGGGAGGGAACGUUCACCUGGCCGGACGGCAGGUCGUACGCAGGCCAGUGGCAGGAGGGGAGGCAGCACGGCACGGGCCACUACAUCUCGGGGGCGGGGUGCAUCGAGGAGGUGCGCUUGGGAAGGUGGCCGCCGCACGGCUUGGCUCGACUGAGCCGGCCACCGCUUCGAGGUUGCAGCCCGACGCUCUCCCGAUGCUCUGUAGGACGCCGAGGCGAUGUCACGCGGCUCAUGUAGUGUGCUCGCGUUGUGGUGUGGCGCAUGGCGCAGUGUUGGCAAAUGACACAACUCUUCGGCAUCGCCGCAGAAAACAGGCAGACGAACGAAUGAGAUUACAGUGGAACCCCGUG
Molecule: messenger RNA, 972 nt
Organism: Prorocentrum cordatum
Lineage: Eukaryota; Dinophyceae; Prorocentrales; Prorocentraceae
Source: the annotation of a GenBank genome assembly